Molecule: messenger RNA, 1389 nt
Organism: Neurospora tetraspora
Lineage: Eukaryota; Fungi; Ascomycota; Sordariomycetes; Sordariales; Sordariaceae
Product: Alpha/Beta hydrolase protein
Exons: 1
Coding region: 98-1315 (405 amino acids)
Biological process (GO): acylglycerol catabolic process
Cellular component (GO): mitochondrion
Molecular function (GO): monoacylglycerol lipase activity
Source: RefSeq, a predicted model, not a curated record
AGCCAUAGGAGAUCUUCAGCUGGCUCGGCUUGCUAUCACAUCAUAGCCGCUGCACCCACCAUCACACACAGACGACCCAGACGCCGCAACCAUCAAUAUGAAACUCCUUACCUUUCUUUUUGCCGGCGUUGCUCUGCCGCUCAUCUCAGCCGCCCCCGCGUCGACGGCCAUCGUCGAGGACACCUCAGCCCUCGCUGCCCCCGCUGCUGAUGCCUCUGCCGCCGAUGACUCGGCGGCCGCCACCCUCGCCCUCAGCAGAAGCAAAGACAUCUACCCAGCCAAGCGUCCGCAAAACGUCAACGGCUUCAACUACACCUACCCCUCGACGCUAUGGCUCUACAACCUGACCUCGACCGCCGUCAAGGGGGGCUCGCAGCAGGAGGUUCUCGAGAUGGCCUUCAUGGACCUCCUCCCGCCCAACUACAACCCUCGUAGCGGCGGCGGCAGCAAAGAACCACAGACCGUCCUCCUCCUGCACGGCAAGAACUUUUGCGGUCCCACCUGGUACGCGGCCGCGACGCCUUUGCAAAAGGCCGGGUACCGCGUCAUCCUGCCCGAGCAGCUGGGCUUCUGCAAGUCGACCAAGCCGACGCAGUACAGCUUUAACCUGACGUCCUUGGCGACCAACACGCGCAACCUGCUCAAGGCGCUGGGUGUCACCAAGCCGCCUAUCGUCGUCGGGCACUCCCUCGGCGGCAUGCUCGCGUCGCGCUAUGCGCUGACGUACCCGGAGUUUACCAAGUCGUUGAUGCUGGUCAGUCCGAUCGGCUUGGAGGACUGGAAGCAGCUGGGCGUGCCUGAUCGCUCGUUUGAUCUGUUGACGGGGGAUGAGGAGGCGACGACGUAUGCUUCGCUGAGGGGAUACGAGCAGGCGACGUACUACCCGGGCGCCGAGUGGACGGAGGACUUUGACAAGUGGGUGGUGAUGCUGACCAAGGUGUAUGAGGGCGACCAGAAGGAGAAGUUCUGGGCGGAUCAGGCUCAUGUGGUUGAGAUGGUGCUGGGGCAGCCGACCAUUCACGACUACAAGAAGAUCAAGCCCAAGACGUUGUUGGUGAUUGGCGAGAAGGAUAACACUGCUAUUGGCAAGGUGUGGUCGCCCCCCGAUGUACAGGCGAAGCUCGGUAACUAUGCUGUGUUGGGACGCCAGGCGCAGGCGGCGAUUCCUGACGCUACCCUUGUGUCGUUCCCGUAUCUUGGACACGCUCCUCAGAUUCAGGAGCCGGAGAUGUUCAACCGCCUGCUGUCGAGCUGGGUGAACUAUGGCGGCCGCACCCUGGAGUGGCUCGAGCUGAAUGCCACCAUCAUUAGGUAGAGCAUGGAGUCCUAUGAGAGUAGGGUCAGUAGCAUUUAGAUUGUAUAUAUCCAAGUCAUCAACAUAGACACAAU